GCCGAGCAGCUUCCUCCGUAUCACGACACGGACAUAUAACUACUCAUUUGAUUAUUAUCAGCCUCAUCACCAUCACAUUAAUCACACCGGCAUUAGUUGGACUCCAGUCUCGCCACUACAGAUAUUCACCGUUGGGCACUGAGCGGUCAUCCCGUUGGGAGCUACUCCUCUUCCCUUCACGACUCCCCUGACUGCCGCUUGUCCCGGCCCGGAGAGCGGAGCCGCCGUGUGUGUGUGUUGGUUGUUUAUUGUCGGUUGCGUCAGCCCGCAGCCGCUCUAGUCAUUCCCCCCGAUCCGAUCCGAUCCGAUCCGCCAGCGCCGUACCUCACCAUGUCCACGCUGUCCCGCGUCCUCCUCCCCCUCUUCCUCCUCGCCGUCUGCCACCAGUCGGUGCAGGGCGCGAAUCUGCUGAACGCGCUGGGCGCGAAGGAGUCCUUUUUGCUGCGACUACUGCACGGGCCGUCGUGGGCGGCGCUGUCGCACCUGCAGUCGAUGCGCAUGAACUUUGUGGGCUUCCAGUGCGACAAGACGGAGGACUGCAUCACCGGCGAGUGCGUGGAGGACGUCAAGGGCGUCAAGCGCUGCGUCUGCGCCGCCGACGAGAUCGACCAUCCGGUGGCCAUGAUCCGCGGCGUGCAGUUUGAAUGGAAGAUCUGCUUGAAGUUGCGGUCGCACGGGCAGAAGUGUCUGGUGGACAAGCAGUGCAGCGAGCGCAUGCCCAACAGCUUCUGCGAGGGCGUCUCGGCGGUGUCGCCCGGGGAGUGCGUCUGCGACGACCACUUCAAGCCCAUCAACAUCAGCGGACUCCUCGCCUGCAAACCCGAUCGCAUCGGCGGCCAGUGCAUCACCAACGAGGACUGCAGCGCCAUCAAGAUGCUGUCGGACAACGGCCGCGAGCUGAACAUGUCCGACAUCACCAGCGUCUGCACGCGCCAGGACAACGCAACCGAGACGUCGCAGCGCUGCUCCUGCCCGCCCGGCUUCAAGAUCCUCGCCGACGGAUCCGCCUGCCAAGACAUCAACGAGUGCGCCAGCCAGUUCCCCGACGGCCCCUGCACCGCCGACGGCCGCGACAACCCCGCCGUCCUGUGCGUCAACCGGCCCGGGUCCUACGAGUGCAAGUGCCAGUACAAGUUCGGCAUUGACAACGGCAACGGCGACAAAGGCAUCUGCUGCGAAGCCGGACACUUCCCCUGCCGGUCGGGCUCGCGCUGCUUCAAGCUGGACGAGUUCUGCAACGGCGUGCCCGACUGCCUGGACGACUGCAGCGACGAGAAGAUGUACUUCUGCAACUUCAACGACGUCUACCCCGCGCCCGACUACCGCCUCUAUCCCCAAUGUCUUCCGGAGUCGUUAGUGUCGUAAGGGCAGUGACAAGCCGGGAUAGGACAGGAUGGGACGCUGCAAGGGUUGUUGAUGUUUUGUAUGCAUGAGCGGCACACGACGGAUGAUAAUAUUAGUUGCGUUGGAAUGAAUUCAAGGCGAUGUUGCAUGUUGCAGAUAGAGACGGAUUAGCACGUGCCUACGGGCCACUGCUAGCGCUGCUGUUAAUGUUGCUGUACAAUUUACUCUAAUUAUACACACACCAUUGAUUAUCCCUUUGUUUAGCCCUAAUUAUACAAAUGCUGAUGAUUGUUUCCGUGUCUUGAUGCUCUUCCUCUGAUGUUUCUUUGCUCGGGUCCACUGGAGCACUGGUCUGCGUGGACAGGACUGGACUGACUUAAUUGUGCCGUUGCAUUUUGGGGUUUCUGGCUUAUGCUUCCGCUCGCACAGAACGGUGUCUGCGUGGCAUUCACAAAUUAAUAAAACAA
Messenger RNA from Paramacrobiotus metropolitanus, 1811 nucleotides. RefSeq names its product fibulin-1-like. Gene Ontology annotation, molecular function: protein binding. Lineage: Eukaryota; Metazoa; Tardigrada; Eutardigrada; Parachela; Macrobiotidae. Bases 331 to 1365 code for a protein of 344 amino acids. The record is from RefSeq and is a predicted model, not a curated record. The transcript is spliced from 9 exons.